AUGCAUCAGAGGGCCUCGCCGAGAGAUGAGAGGUUGGCGUUCACGCUCGUGAAAGAUGACGAGAAGCUGGUUACAGAGGAAGAUGAUGGGGACUCUGCAGCAGAAGAUGAACCUCUUGGCCACAACAUCUAUGCCCUGCUCAUUGCAGAGGUGACGAAGGCCUGGGAAAAGGUGUUCCAGAAGAACGCGCAGACAGCAGAUUUUUUCGUCACGGCUUUCCGUCUCUUCCACUCGCUCUUCCUUGUGUUUUCCGUGAUCGGAAUGCAGGUCUUUCUUCUGCACUCCGUGUCCUCCAAGCUUUGCGUGCCAGCAGUGCGGCAAGUCCGUCGGGUCUACGACGAGUUUCAAGUUGCGAUAUACGGCGAGAACACCUACAUCACGAUCAACGGAUUCCACCGGGGCAAAGCAGGAGCUGAGCCAGAUCUGGCAGGUUUCCGGGCUCUGUCCAUGGAGAAGAAGGUUGAGAUCUGCAGUGUGCCUCUGUCUCAGCCGUACUUCACUUAUACCAUCUUGCUGAUCUGGACCGUGACGUGCCUCGCAGAAAUUCGCCGAGCAGUUCGGCUACUAUUCUCCACGCUACUCUCGGUUCCGACGGUCCUUGUGGUGGAAGACGUGCUGAAGGACAAGACCAUCACCGGUAUGACGAGAGGCAUGAAGGCUUUCAUUGGCGUCUUCUGUUUCCUGCCACGGAUCGCUGCGGCGGUGUUGCUGAACUACCUUGGCUGCCGGUGGCUUCUCUCGACCGCCAACCUCCAGGACCUCUUCCUCAACUCAUUGGCUCUGGAGUUCAUGGUUGUGCUGCCCGAACUGCUUUACAACACCUUCGCGACGGAUCGAGGAAAGAGGCUCACCGAGGAGACCAUGCUCACGGCUGGUGAAAAGGCUGCUGCCCCGUUGAAGGGAUCAAUCAAAAGCUUGCUGCUUUCGUUGAUGUGGGUAGCGUUCGCCGUCGUCUGGGUCUACGUGUACAUGGUCUAUGUCCAGAGCGUCCUCCCAGGCUACAACUGGGAUGUGCGACCGGUCUGCGUCGCCCACCCUGAGAUCUUCCUCGAAGAGUCCGACCUUUAG
Symbiodinium sp. CCMP2456 is the source of this 1068-nucleotide messenger RNA. NCBI's taxonomy places the organism in Eukaryota, Dinophyceae, Suessiales, Symbiodiniaceae. The record is from the annotation of a GenBank genome assembly.